CCGCUUAUCAACAUAUGAGCUGUUCUCUCUGGCUAAGACUCGUGCAAUCCAUUUGGGUUGGUGAAAAACCUCUCUUUCUCUCUCACCCACCCCGGUUUUGCCGAAAAAUUCGGAACAAGCUGAGAAUUAAGCGGUACUUGAAUCACCCAAUUAGCGAUUUCUUCCUUGACUAUCCUUCAUAUUCGUUGAUCUGAUGAAUUGCCUAGGAAGUUCAUCGUUGUGAUGCAGCAAGGCACAAAUCCCCGCAAUUUUACGGUGGUGCCUCAAUGGCAUCCCCUUUUUGUCACUCUAUCUCUCAACGCCCUACCCGUGCCCUACCUUCUGUUCUGACUACCUCUUCGAUUCCGAGAUUCCGUAAGAUCUCACUGCCAUAUCAUCGUUCUUCAAGUUCUUCAAGCCUCGUCCGUUUACUUUCUACAUCCUCACGCGACAAAUUGAAACUAUCAUGUUUUAGACAAGAAGAUAUCUGUCCAGACUAUGUUGAAGGGGAGAUUUUGGGGGAUAAAUUUUCGGAAGGGCUAUUGAAAUCUGAUCAUCAACAAUCAAAGGCUAAAAAGGAUGAUUGGCCUUCUCGUCUCCAAAAUGCUGCAAAUGCAGUUUUUGGGACAGAACCUUGGACUGUUCCUUGGACAGCAAAGACCAUUGCUCAAGUGAUGCUACUCUGGAUUGCCUCAUUCUGGUUAGUAGGAUCUUGGCUAGUUCCAUAUUUGGCUCAUGCAGCAGGUUUCAGUAAAGAAACGUUAACAUACAGAGGGCAAGCGCUAUACAGUCUUUUGACGGAUGUAGUCGAAGGUCUAGCUGGAAUCGGAAUCAUCUACUUCUCCCUUUCCAAAUUCAGACCCCUUCCUUCCGACUGGUUCAGAUUUAGAAUCGACGGAAACAAAUGGCAGUUACAUGUUGGAUUAGGCUGCCUCAUGUUUCCAUUAGUCAACCGUCUCUCACAAGUGAACCUAAAUCUACUUCCUAUCUUUCCAUCUACUCCAGUUGCUGUUUCGAGCGUGGAGCAAUCGAUUUUUGCACGAGACCCUGUGGCUAUGGCAAUUUAUGCUAUCGUGGUUUCAGUUUGUGCACCUGUUUGGGAGGAGAUUGUGUUUAGAGGCUUCCUUUUGCCUUCGUUAACCAGGUAUAUGCCCGUUUGGUGCGCGAUUAUUGUUAGCUCGGUUGCUUUCGCACUUGCUCAUUUUAACAUGCAAAGGAUGCUGCCUCUUGUGUUUCUCGGGAUAGUGAUGGGUGCAGUUUUUGCUGGGUCUAGGAACCUGUUCGCGUCUAUGCUUUUGCAUAGUCUUUGGAAUGCUUUUGUCUUUUUAGAUCUUAUGAAAUAACGUUCUUGCUCUUUGUUUCAA
Messenger RNA from Impatiens glandulifera, 1343 nucleotides. RefSeq lists its product as uncharacterized. Bases 267 to 1322 code for a protein of 351 amino acids. Gene Ontology annotation, molecular function: metalloendopeptidase activity. Gene Ontology annotation, cellular component: membrane. The transcript has 4 exons. Gene Ontology annotation, biological process: CAAX-box protein processing. The record is from RefSeq and is a predicted model, not a curated record. Lineage: Eukaryota; Viridiplantae; Streptophyta; Magnoliopsida; Ericales; Balsaminaceae.